AUGCCGUCCAAGUCUGGUUUCGGCUUCGAUCCCUACGGCAUGGCACGCCAUAGCCGACGACCCAUAAUCCAACGCUUCGACGAAUACUACAGAUGUUAUCCUGUCAUCAUGGCGCCGGGCAGCGAGCGCCCAGAGUUGAACUACGGAUCCAAGAUUAUCCUCCCUCCAUCAGCUCUUGACAAAGUUUCCAAGCUCCAUGUGCAGUGGCCUCUGCUGAUGGAGAUGAUCAACGGUGAGAAGGGCAAGCACUCACAUGCCGGAGUUCUGGAAUUCAUUGCCGAAGAAGGUCGUGCAUAUAUUCCCCAGUGGAUGAUGGUAACACUAAGCUUGGACGUUGGCGACAUGAUUCAAAUUCGAACUACUUCGUUGGAGCUCGCAAGGAUGGUCAAGCUUCAGCCCCAAUCGGUUAACUUUCUCGAGAUUAGCGAUCCGAAGGCCGUAUUGGAAAAAGCUUUUAGGAAUUUUGCAACUUUAACAAAGGGCGAUAUUUUCAACUUUGAAUACAACGAUGACGUAUACGAUGUUGCGGUUUUGGAUGUUAAGCCAGAGACGGACAAGAUGGGCGUCAGUAUGAUUGAAACCGACGUAUCGGUCGAAUUUGCCGCGCCCGUUGGCUACGUAGAGCCUGAGAAGAAGAGCGGAACAAGCACUCCACGGAGUACUAUGGGAGGCGUGCCUGCCGGUGGUAUCUUGCACAAUCAGGGGACCAUGGCACAAGCCAUCAACUACAGCUCUAUCGCACCAUCAGUGACCAGCGUGCCGACCAAUUUCCUCGGCGAAGGUCAACGAGUGGCCAAGAAAGGCAGUAAGACUGCAACACCGAAGCCCGCUACACCAGUGCCGGUGGAAACAACUGCAGUUCCCAAAAAACGAACCGGCGCUCCGGUGCCCCUUCGUCUACCUCCCAACAAGCUUUUCUUCGGAUACGAGCUGAAGCCGUUGAAGACAGACGCUGAGAAGGAGCAAGAGAAGGCGCCAAAACAUCACUUUGCGGGCCAAGGACAAAGUUUGCGCGGAACUGUUAAGAGAAAGGGAGACGCUGAUGAUAAGUCCAAGGCCCCAGAUAAGAAGGGGCCAAGCGAUGGCAACAGACUAGAUGGCCGAUCACCGCGAUAA
Molecule: messenger RNA, 1116 nt
Organism: Trichoderma gamsii
Lineage: Eukaryota; Fungi; Ascomycota; Sordariomycetes; Hypocreales; Hypocreaceae
Exons: 2
Coding region: 1-1116 (371 amino acids)
Cellular component (GO): VCP-NPL4-UFD1 AAA ATPase complex
Molecular function (GO): polyubiquitin modification-dependent protein binding
Source: RefSeq, a predicted model, not a curated record